Messenger RNA from Gasterosteus aculeatus aculeatus (three-spined stickleback), 3800 nucleotides. The record is from RefSeq and is a predicted model, not a curated record. Lineage: Eukaryota; Metazoa; Chordata; Actinopteri; Perciformes; Gasterosteidae.
GAAAGAACCGAAAAAGAAAGUAAAAAGUGCUCCGAAAAAGAAAAAAGCGGGUUCAGGCUCAGAUAACGACAUUGACAACGAUGAAGAAACCUCCAAAAAAAAGACUAAGAAAAAAACAACAAAGGACAGCUCUCCGUCUGCAGCUUCGGCCAAAGAAAAGAAACCUAAAUCUAAAGAGGACAAAGAUUCUGACGGAAAAGAAAAAAAGUCCAAGUCGAAGGAGAAAGACAAGAAGAAAGAGCCAGCUUCAAUGUUCCAGAUAAACGAAGAGAAAAGCUCAAAAAGCAAGAAGAAAGCAGUAGCCAAAUCUGACAGUGAUGAAAGUGAAGAGGAGGCAAAGUCAACCAAAUCGAAGAAAAAAUCAUCCGCCGGAGCAGCGUCCAUGUUCCAGACAUCAGGGGACAAGGACAAAGACAAGAAAACCAAAAAGAAAGCAAAGGCAGAAGAGAGUGAUGAUUCUGACUCUGAAAAGGAAGGAAAAUCGAAGAAGAAAAAGGGCAAAGGGAAAAAGAAGAAGGAGAGAUCGCCGUCGCCCGAGAUUCAGUUCGACAACUUGGAGGAGUUCGUCAUGGAGCCGGCGACGCAGGGCGUGACCAUCAAGUGCAGAGUGACGCGAGACCAGAGAGGCAUGGACAAGAGCCUCUACCCUACGUACUACCUCCACCUGGACAACGCCAAGAAGACUUUCCUGUUGGCCGGCAGGAAAAGGAAGAGAUGCGCAACUUCAAACUACCUCAUCUCCAUCGAUGCCACAGAUUUAUCCAGAGGUGGAGAGAACUUUGUUGGAAAGCUGAGGUCCAAUUUGAUGGGGACUAAGUUCACCGUAUUUGACAACGCUCUGAAUCCAGAAAGAGCUCUUCCAGACAUGUCUAAUGCACGUCAGGAGCUAGCAGGCAUCAUCUACGAAACAAAUGUCUUAGGAAUGAAAGGACCCAGAAGGAUGACCAUCAUCAUUCCAGGAAUGGACAAAAACAACCAGCGGGUACCUCUACGACCGAGAAAUGAAUGUGACGGCUUGUUGAUGAGGCACCAGAAUAGAAGGACUGAAAAUCUGAUCGAGCUUCAUAACAAGACGCCCGUGUGGAACGACGAAUCUGCGUCCCAUGUGCUCAACUUCAACGGCAGGGUCACCCAGGCCUCCAUCAAGAACUUCCAGAUAGUCCACAGCAAAGACUUGGACUACAUUGUGAUGCAGUUCGGACGAAUAGCUGAUGACAUUUUCACGCUGGACUACAACUACCCGAUGUGUGCCGUGCAGGCCUUCGCCAUCGCACUCUCCAGCUUUGACGGCAAAAUCGCCUGCGAGUGACCGAAAGAUUCCCUGCUGUUGUUUUCUCAAGUGCGAAACCUCGCGUGGGACACGGCCACAUGCCGACAACUCUUGGGACUGGCCUUUUAAUCGCUUCCUGCGAUAGGCGGCGAUAACAAACGACGAUCCAUUGAACCUGACGGAGCUGCUGGGCCUCGUAGCAUGUGGUCCUCUGAUCUAGAACGGCAGGACAAAGGAGAGUCCUGGUCUUUGGUCGGUAAUUUAGUGGAAAUGAACGGAUUUCUGUGAAUCACAGAAAGACACGCAUCAUUUCCAAGGACCCCAAUGGCUGAACAAUCAUAGGUUUAAUAUUUAAAAUAGUUCUUAUAAUUGGUGUUCACAUAAUCAUUUCACAAAAUAUGUAGGACUUCAGCUGAUUGCGGCUCCUGUAGAAUAUUCUAUUUUGUAUUUUUGGUUCAACAUUUUUAUAAAAUGCAUUUCUUAUUUUUAACCGCCUUUGUUGCAUCUGAGAAAGCAUGUGAACUUUCAAUCUUGUAUUUGUAUUACGGGAACAGUGUGUAGCAUUUGGGAUGAUCUAUUGGCAGAAACAUGCUAUUACUAAGUAUGUUUUCUUUAGUGAAUAAUCAACUGAACCAAACCCGGAACAACCAAACCGAACCAAUCCAUGGCUCCAUGUUCUCGUGUUUAGGCGUUGGCCACCUUAGUUCUCCAGCACACGGGACACACUGGAGACGUUACAGUAUGUUUCAAUCUGCUGCAUGCUGCCAAAUCGUACACACUGCACCUCUAAUUCUUAGUUGUUAGAGUCCGUGUGCACCUGCAGAGGGGAAUUAGCAUGCAGCUUAAUGUGGUACAUCUUUUCUCCUUGUAUGAGAUUCUUUUUGUACGUGGUCAAAUAAAUGCAAUAAUCUCAAACAAUUAAUCUCCUUAAAUUCAACACUUAAUGUGUACACACAUGUUCUGGUGUCCCGAAGUAUUUCACUAUUAUUAGUAUCCUCUCCAGUCUUGAUACCAAAUCAGGACAGAGGCCCUUCUUCUCUACUUUCCGGCGCCCUUUCUUGGAUCACGUACGCCUUCAAACGUGUCCUCAAUUUUGAUCACCAAUAAGCACCCAUAGUGGCACAGCUUGCCGUGACAAUACCUCGCCACAAGAUAAGACGGGACAAGAUAAGGUAAUCCUUUAUUAGUCUUGCAGCUGGAUCAUUUACAGGAUUAAAAAAAUAGAGUAACUGAAAUGAAAUAUUAUAUAUAAAGUAACAUUAAAUAAUACAGACGGAUAAUAUAUAUAUAUAUAUACAUAAAUAAUUGUAAUGGAAGUUAUUGCCCAGGUUUCUGGUGAUUUGGGGGUUUGUGCAGCCUGACAGCAGCUGUACUAACAUCACCCACAGCUCCUGGAUACAGUCCCACAUUACACUGUAGGAUAUAUAUUUUUUAAAAGCACUGUAUCGUCCUCCUCGAGCUGGCAGAUGAACAGAAAGACUUCUUCUAAUUGCAGGUUACCAAGAGAUAACCACGCCGUUCCAGUUGUCUGACGCAUUGAGAGGAGACCUUCCCUCAGGAAGAAAAACCUGUUUGACCCCCAAGGUGUUGAGAGCGAGCGAGAGGUGUGUAUUCCGCCUGAACCUGCUCAGGCAGUUGUCCAAACUCGCAGCUUAAACGAAGCCUGAAGCUGGCAGCUCCUGCAGAUGCUGCAAGGUGAAUUCAUUGUCCUCUUCUGUAACGCACAUUCCGGCUAAACAACUGCCAAAAUUACUGUUGUCAUUAGAUGCUAGUACAGUUUGUGCAUCUACUAUAAGGGUGAGUCAUUUUCACACCAUCUGCACUCGCAGCGUGCGCUGCUUUAUCGCCUCAGUGGUGGAUGAAUACACGGGCGACUGAUCGAAAUGUUGCAACCACGCAGUUGACCAACAGAAGGAGCUGUUGCAGGAUGGACGUGUGUUUAAGGUUCUGUUUUUUAUCGGUUAUACUGAGGAAAGGGAUACUAAGUCAUUAAAUACUUUUCCUCCAUAAGUUUAGUUAUGAUAAAUGCAAUGUUUUUUAAAUUGAUUCAAUUCAAUCACCCCACAGUGAACUCAGUAUCGAGUCACGCAUGCACAGGGCUGGGAAAUAGAUUCAAAUGUCAGUUUUCUAUUAGAGAAAAGCCCCAUUUGAAGUUAAAGUUAAUGAAAUGUUCAGUAAAAUAUCUGUAAUUUCCUUUUACAGCAUUAGCAAUAGUUAGUCACAUUUGUGACGUGUGAUCCUUAUACGAUUGCUUGAUUGCAUCGCUUAAGACUUCUUGAUGCAUCCUGCUUUGAUUUUGAAAUAAAACCCUAACCCUAUAAAAGAAGUAUACCUAUCUACAUGACGUGUUAACCUUAAGAUCUUGAGCCAUUUAUUUCCAUUUACGAAGCUCAGAGGUUGUUAAAAACAUUGUAUUCAACAAUGUCUGAGUGUGUGUUCUUUAUCUGCUUGUUCCAGCAUUUAUCUAUGAAUGUUUACACUGAAUGCAUUUGUAUUGCUGCUGUAAUCCAUUAAAUGUUUUUCUACCCCU